Fulmarus glacialis (Northern fulmar) is the source of this 853-nucleotide messenger RNA. Its product is annotated as RCC1 and BTB domain-containing protein 2-like. The transcript is spliced from 6 exons. Gene Ontology annotation, molecular function: protein binding. The record is from RefSeq and is a predicted model, not a curated record. Lineage: Eukaryota; Metazoa; Chordata; Aves; Procellariiformes; Procellariidae.
AUGUCUGGGGUUACAAUGGUAAUGGCCAGCUUGGACUGGGCAGCAGUGGCAAUCAGCCAACACCAUGCCGAAUAGCAGCUUUGCAAGGCAUUCGUGUACAGCGGAGUUAUAGAGAUUGCAGCCUGCCACUCUGCUCACACGUCGGCUGCCAAGACCCAGAGCGGCCAGGUGUACAUGUGGGGCCAAUGCCGUGGGCAGUCAGGGAUCCUUCCCCACCUCACUCCCUUUGCCUGCACUGACGAUGUGUUUGCUUGCUUUGCUACCCCUGCCGUUAUGUGGCGUCUUCUAUCAGUAGAGCCUGAUGACCAUCUAACAGUAGCCCAGUCACUAAAGAAGGAAUUUGACAACCCUGAAACUGCAGACCUGAAGUUUCUAGUGGAUGGAAAAUACAUUCAUGUUCAUAAAGUUCUUCUCAAAAUUAGGUGUGAACAUUUUCGUUCCAUACUGAAUAAUGAUGAUGAAAUUAUAGAAAUGAGUGAGUUUUCUUAUCCUGUUUACCGAGCCUUCCUGGAAUACCUGUAUACAGACAACAUUAGGCUCCCUCCUGAAGAUGCUAUAGGACUGCUAGAUUUGGCAACACUGUAUAGAGAAAACAGAUUGAAAAAGCUUUGCCAGCAAACGAUCAAACAAGGCAUUUGUGAAGAGAAUGCCAUUGCUCUUCUUUCCGCCGCUGUCAAAUAUGAAGCUCAGGACUUGGAAGAAUUUUGCUUCAGAUUUUGCAUAAACCAUUUAACUGUUGUUACACAAACUCAAGGCUUUGCAGAAAUGGACCACGACCUCCUGAAAAACUUCAUUAGCAAAGCAAGCAGAGUGGGAGCAUUCCGAAAUUGAGGUCUGACUACCACCAAGCUGA